This is a messenger RNA of Prorocentrum cordatum, 369 nucleotides long. The record is from the annotation of a GenBank genome assembly. Lineage: Eukaryota; Dinophyceae; Prorocentrales; Prorocentraceae.
AUGUGCGCCGUCUACGUGCUGACAAGCCUCUUCUUCACGAUGGCGGACGCCGCCCUGUUCAACCUGUCGCUGCUGACCAGCGAUUUCUACAGCGCGCUGUUCGCGUGGCAGGUGCAGCACGGGAGGAUGUCGUGGUUGUACGGUGUGGCGUUCUGCCUGUCACUGGGAGGGCUCGGCACGGCGGUGGACCACGUGCAGCCCCCGGCUGCGGCCGAGCCCGCGCGCGGCCUGCGCGAAGCGGCGUUGCUCUGCAGCGAGGCGCCUGCGCCGUGCGGCGAGGGCGCCGCGGCCGUGGGGCAGCAGGAGCCGGCGCCGGGACACGGGCCCGCCCGCCCGCCGCGCGGCAGUUGGACCUCCGCCCGGGACGCG